Messenger RNA from Pisolithus orientalis, 906 nucleotides. RefSeq names its product Gpr1 family protein. Gene Ontology annotation, molecular function: acetate transmembrane transporter activity. The coding region runs from base 80 to 712 and encodes 210 amino acids. The transcript has 4 exons. The record is from RefSeq and is a predicted model, not a curated record. Gene Ontology annotation, cellular component: plasma membrane. Lineage: Eukaryota; Fungi; Basidiomycota; Agaricomycetes; Boletales; Pisolithaceae.
GCAGGAUAAAAGGCCCUUGAGUGCGAUCUGCAACCGCCCAUCGUUUUCUUCUCAUUCAACCACCGCCAGCUUGACCACCAUGUCUGACACCGAGAAUUUGAAACUCUACGAGAGACCUAGCUCCCGUCCAACCAAAAUUGCCAAUCCUGGUUCCCUUGGUCUGUUCUCCUUCGCAUCGACAACGUUCAUUCUCUCUCUUUACAAUGUGAACGCUCGCCACAUUACUACCCCGAACGUCGUUCUCGGUAUGGCUGUCUUCUGUGGAGGUCUCGCUCAGCUCCUUGCUGGCAUGUGGGAGUUCCCCCGUGGCAACGUGUUUGGAGCGACUGCAUUCACCUCCUAUGGCGCUUUCUGGAUGUCGUUUGCCGUUAUCCUCAUUCCAGGAUUCGGUGUCGGUGCUGCCUAUUCCUCUACUGAGGAGUUUGAGCAGGCCGUCGGGAUCUACUUGAUCACAUGGUUUGUCUUGACAGUCAUGCUUCUGAUCGGUGCGCUCCGUCGUAACCUUAGUUUCAUUGCACUGCUGUUCUUCUUGGCCAUCACUUUCUUGCUUCUUGCUAUCGGUGCCUGGACUGGCAAAACUGCUAUCAACAAAGCAGGUGGCGGAUUUGGUAUCUUGACUGCUUGGAUCGCGUACUACUGCGGCCUCAGCGAACUUCUUGUUAAGGGUGAGAGUUGGUUCACCCUGCCGCUCGGUACUAUCAAGCAGGAGUGAGUUGAUUGAGAUGGGAGCGUUUCCUGUAUGCGGCGUGGUGAUGGCUCGAUUUCCUCGGUGGUUAUUACGUUUUAUGACUAGCCCGCAACAACACACUCGUUUUGAUAUAUAGUUUCUUGAAAUUCCCGUACAUUUAUCCCACCUUCGUACUACCUGUAGUACCCCGUUCAAUCCUCGUAACGUUCUAGCAGCCG